CAUUGUUCAAAUUGUUCAAAUACAUUAAAGUGUUUUUUAUUUACAUUUUUCUAUCGAAAUGUUGCAAUUUAUCCAAUAAACGUAUGACCGUAUCAUAUUUUAGUGAGUAUCAAACACUGGUUUAAAACACCUUAAUGUUGAUGGCAUCAUGGCACAACCUCAAGAAAAAAAUCAGUUACUGCUUUUAAAAGUAGUUGGACUACUAGAUGACUUCACUACUCUUUUUAAGAAAAUUGCAUUGCUGGUUGAUGUUAAAGCAUUAUUAAAUCUUAUUGAUAAGAUUGGAGAGAUAUCAUGCUUGUCGAUAAUCAGAAAUGAAAAAUAUGCUGAGUUGAUGAAAGGUCUGUGUAAUCUUGCUGAUGAAUGCAAAAUAUUAGUUGUGGAUGCAAGAAAUCACAUAAAUAACAUUAAGAAACAAGCCCAGGAUGCCAUUGAGACCAUUGAAUCUUUAAAGCAAGCGUUCAUCAACAGUUCUAAUGUUUCUGGGGAAUUGAAAAAGAUUAAGAGUUCUGUAAUGGAGUCAUUGAAAGAAUCAGAAAAAAUGUGUCAAAGAUACCAUGAGAUCUAUGAAAACUUGAAUGAAUAUUGUGGUCAAGCAAAAGUGGAAUGUAUAAGGAAUGAAAGCAUAGCUGGUAUAGCAGAAAAGGGUAUGAUUGCUGGUGCCUUUGGAUGGUUGAGCAUUUAUGGAGGGUAUGCAGGCUACCAAUUUUGUGCAAAUGCUUUGUUUGCAUUUGGACCAGCUUGUGCUGUAGUGGGGGGUGCUUUAAGUCUUCUUGGUGGAGGAUCACUCAUUCAAAAAGAGUUUCAAGGACGUGCAAAAAAAUUUAAUGAGUUAGUUGAAGGAUUAUGGGAAAUUGAUAAAAAAUUGCUUAAGCAUUACAAAGUGAUGAAAGAACAUGAUGGGCAGCUUGGAAAACUUGGGAAGUUGUCAGAAACCAUUUGGGCUAGGUCCAAUGCUUUUGAUGAGCAAGAACCCAAAGAGAGGGAUAAGAUGAACAAUGAGUUUGUCCUGAAAAACUUUGACGGACUUAAAAAAGCAUACAAUGACUUAAAGGAAAAUUGUGACAAUGUCUUGAGUCAAUUUGAUACUUAUACCAUUUGACCAUUUGUAAUUUAAUUGAAAAUUUUUUGCUUUAUCACAAUGCACAGUGUUAGCAAUAUGAAGUAUUAUUGAUUAUGUAAUGUUACACUAUAAUAUUAUUGCAUGAAGUAUUUAUGUUAACUUAGCACAUGUUAUGUUAUACGGGAAGCCAUGAACUAUUUUUUUCUAUCAAUUACAUUUCUAUUCUAUGUAUUCCUGAUUUCUGAUUGUAAUGAAUCACUCAAAUAUCAACACACAGUAUGUUGAUAUUUAAAUGAUGAAUAUGGAAAACAUAAUGCUAGAUUCUGCUUGUUGUAAUGUAUCAUAAUAAAUUAAUUAUUGCACGGUGUAACUAAUAAGUGAUAUUUACCGACAUCUGUCUGGAGCCCAUGACAUUGUAAAUUGUUUGUAUUAUAGCAAGUGACAUUCUAGUUAAAUAUGUAUCUGUCUAUCUUGUAAAUAGUGUACUGCUAGUAAAAAUAUUUUGUGAAAGUACACUACUUUUGUAAUAAUAGACACUUGCAAAUUUUUAUUAAAAAUAUUUCCAUUUUGUGUAA
Xenia sp. Carnegie-2017 is the source of this 1638-nucleotide messenger RNA. RefSeq lists its product as uncharacterized. NCBI's taxonomy places the organism in Eukaryota, Metazoa, Cnidaria, Anthozoa, Malacalcyonacea, Xeniidae. The transcript is spliced from 4 exons. The record is from RefSeq and is a predicted model, not a curated record. Bases 149 to 1102 code for a protein of 317 amino acids.